UGGGUGUUACACACGUGGGGAGUUUUAAAACAUCGCCUCCUCGCUUAAGAUAUUGUGUAGUCUUGGGUCUGAAGCAAACGGAGGAAGAUGAGUGAAGACGUGGAGCGGCUCCUGAUCCAGUUCCAGGACGAGCAGGGGGAAGUUCUGGGUUCACCUUUUGAUGUGCCUCUUGACAUCACCCCAGAAAAACUCCAGCUGGUCUGCAAUGCACUGCUGCAGAAGGAGGAACCAGUGCCACUGGCGUUUUUUGUGCGUGGAGAGGCAGAGGUGGUGUCCUGUCUGGGCUCUUGUGUGAAGGCUCUUGGGGUUGAAACAGAGCAAGUCCUGCCAGUGGUGUACCAGCCACAGGCUGUGUUCAGGGUCCGGGCUGUGGCUCGCUGUACCAGCACAUUACAGGGACACACAGAAGCUGUCAUCUCAACUUCAUUCAGUCCUACUGGCAAAUAUUUAGCCAGUGGUUCAGGUGAUACCACAGUACGUUUUUGGGACUUGACGACUGAGACGCCUCACCACACUGCCAAAGGACACACACAUUGGGUUCUGAGCAUCGCCUGGUCACCUGAUGGCAAGAAGCUGGCGUCGGGGUGCAAAAACAGUCAGAUCUGUCUGUGGGAUCCAGUGACAGGCACACAGAUAGGGAAGACUUUGACAGGACACACUAAGUGGAUCACUUGGCUCUGCUGGGAACCUCUGCAUCUCAACCCAGAGUGUCGGUAUUUAGCCAGCAGCUCAAAAGAUGGCUCAAUACGAAUUUGGGACACCGUGUUGGGACGUUGUGAGAAGAUCCUGACUGGACACACUCAGUCUGUCACCUGUGUGAAGUGGGGAGGAGAUGGACUUCUCUACACUUCCUCUCAGGACAGGACGGUCAAAGUUUGGAGAGCCAAAGAUGGUGUCCAAUGCAGGACUCUGCAGGGUCACGCCCACUGGGUGAACACCCUGGCUCUCAGCACAGACUACGUCUUGCGAACUGGAGCUUUUGAGCCUGCAACUGCCACUGUCAACCCCCAGGACCUCACUGGAUCAUUGGAAGAGUUGAAGGAGAAUGCUUUGCAGAGAUACAAUAAAGUUAGGGGUUCAGCCCCAGAGCGUCUGGUGUCUGGCUCAGAUGACUUCACCUUGUUCUUAUGGAAACCUGCAGAAGACAAGAAGCCUUUGGCAAGGAUGACAGGUCACAGUGCCCUGGUCAAUGAAGUGCUCUUCUCCCCAGACACCAGGCUCCUUGCCUCUGCCUCAUUCGACAAGUCCAUUAAAAUCUGGGAUGGGUGCACUGGAAAGUACUUAAUAUCCCUACGUGGCCAUGUGGCAUCUGUGUAUCAAGUGGCAUGGUCAGCAGACAGCCGGCUGCUUGUCAGUGGCAGCAGCGACAGCACACUGAAAGUCUGGGACGUCAAGACUGGAAAGCUUAAUAUGGAUCUACCUGGCCAUGCUGAUGAGGUUUAUGCAGUGGACUGGAGUCCUGAUGGACAAAGAGUAGCUAGUGGCGGGAAAGACAAAUGUCUUAGAAUAUGGAGACGAUAGUCACACCUUUGUUGCUGUUCCUAACUUUGGAUGUCACAUGUACCGUCCCACCCAUUCCUCUACUGUCAAGCAGCCUGAUGGCUGAAGAAGGAUGGCUAGAAUCUACAUAAUGCCACAAUUGGCUGUAUCACACUGUCUGUCAACAAUGGCAUUGUGUCAAGGAACUCUAAUAUCAUCAUGAUGCAGAUGACCUGUGCGGGUUUGAAACCCAUGUGGGAAUUUUACAGAUAUAACACUGUAAAGGUGUUUAGCCGAAUGGGAUUGGGAAUUGGCAGUUUAUAAUCAUCAGGAUAUUAAACUGUAAAAUAUAAUUCAGUAUCUGCAACUCAAAUUCCAAUACUGAAAGUUGUUAAUGUAGGCAUUGAUUUGCCCACUUCAGAGGCUCUGACAUGCUUCUGAAAUCAUAUUAAAGCCUUCUUAUAGUUCCACACCCAUUUGCCGAGGCCACAAACAAGGUUAUGUACUUUUAAAUGUAUUCAUAGCCAAAUGUAGAUUUUAAAGAGGAUGAAUUCAUUCAAGUGUUAAGAGUAAAACAGGAUCUAAUUAGCAUAUCAGGAAACCAAAUGUUCUUUUCAACAGUAUGUGUGUCCCUCUCCUUUUCCUUAAGCCUUACAUCAUGAACUAAACAAGUUGACAGGUGGAGCAGUAAGACAACAGGUGGGAGAGCUAAUAACCUUCCUCUGUGAUGUUAAUGCUGAUGGUGCUCGCCCUGCUCCUUUAGCCUUUAAUCUCCUCUGUCCUGCCGUCAGCAAAGCCUCAACCUGCUGAUUUUUCUGGCGCUGUGGUGAAGCCAAGUGUCACCAACUCUGAUUCUCAUCCCACUGUGGGAAAAAUCAGGUGCACAACUCCAGCUAUAAUAACCUGUUUUAUAUUUGGUUUUCUUUCAGAUUUGUGAAUAUUUAAAAUAAAUAUUUACU
Molecule: messenger RNA, 2438 nt
Organism: Scomber japonicus (chub mackerel)
Lineage: Eukaryota; Metazoa; Chordata; Actinopteri; Scombriformes; Scombridae
Gene: nle1
Product: notchless homolog 1 (Drosophila)
Exons: 13
Coding region: 88-1521 (477 amino acids)
Biological process (GO): Notch signaling pathway; ribosomal large subunit assembly
Cellular component (GO): nucleolus
Molecular function (GO): protein binding
Source: RefSeq, a predicted model, not a curated record